Messenger RNA from Acanthopagrus latus (yellowfin seabream), 3733 nucleotides. Its product is annotated as centromere-associated protein E-like. Lineage: Eukaryota; Metazoa; Chordata; Actinopteri; Spariformes; Sparidae. The coding region runs from base 73 to 1914 and encodes 613 amino acids. The transcript has 2 exons. The record is from RefSeq and is a predicted model, not a curated record.
UACUUAGUCUGCCAGUUUAUUAUACAAGUCUGACACAGUUAGUUAUCAUUUCAGCUGAUCAUUUUAAUCAAGAUGUCAUCUGAAGGAUUUUCUUUGUCUAAAGACACAUCUCCUGGUCAGGACCACUCAGUCUUUUCAAUAGAAUCGAGGGGUCUCUCUGAUUCAGACACUAAAGGUGAACCUGAAUCACAGGAGUCACAGACACUUCAUAUGUCUGAGAUGCCCAGCAGAACCUCCGGUGAUCUGAGCGAUUUCGGCGAGCACUUGCAGGGGUUGUUCAGAUCAAAAGUGACGAUGUUUGGGUCGCUGUCACAAGACAGAUCGGCUGGAAACACCUUGCUCAGAUCUAAUGCACAGAUUCUGCGUAAGCGGGUAGAAAUACCCACUGCUGUGGGGGGCUCUCCUAAGCAGCAGCAUGUCAGCAUCGCCAGCGAGCUGUCUCAGUGUGACUCUCUUACAGAGACACAAGACCAGCAGAACCUGCAAACGGAUCUGCAAGCUCUUCAGUGCCCACUGAAUGCGGCCGAGCAACACAUCUUUGAUAAAGAUGGCUGUAGGAGGAGGCAGGAGGAGGAGGUCUUUGCUGACGUUGAGACUUUCAGACAGCAAUGCUCACUUUUCACUGAAAAGUGUUUCAACCUCACCGCUGAAUGGGACCACCUUAAAGCUCUCAGGGAGGAACAGCGCUCAGAGGUCAACCAGCUGAGAGAAGCAUUGCUUAGUCUUCAGCACAAUGAGCAGAUUCUGACUCAGGACAUCAACAGUCUCACUGCUGAGGGGGUCCGAUAUAAGAGUCAGAUUCAGACAAACCAAGCGGAGAUCGAGCUGCUAAAAAGGAUGGCCCGGAACGAGAAUGAAAAUCAUUUGGCAGCAAGGCAGCAACUCGAGUCUCUGAUCGACAGCAAAGAAGGAGAGAUUCAAAGACUGAGAGUGGCACUGCAGGGUCUUCAUGACAAAGAGGAGCGUCUGAAUGAGGACGUCCACAAUCUCACUGCUGAGUCGGUCCAACUUAAACAUCUAAAUGAGACCAACCAGGCAGAGAUUAAACAGCUGAAGGCCACAGUGCGUGCUCUGAAGGACAGUGAAGACUGUUUAAAGCAGCAGCAUGUCGGCAUCUCCAACGAGCUGUCUCAACUUGAGUCUCUGACAGAGAAACAAAUCCAACAGAACAAAGACCUGAAAACAGCCGUGCGAGAUCUUCAGUGCCUACUGGAUGAGGCUGAGCAGCAAAUCUUUGAUAAAGAUGAGCUCAUAAAAAAGCAAGGCUGUGAAAUCGAGUACAGUCAGCAACUGGUGGAGGAGCUCAACACUCAAAGAACUGAUAUGAACCAAUCCAUCCGUGAGCUUAAAGACCAGCUCGAGGCGAAGCAGGAGGAGGAGGUCUUGGCUGGAGUUGAGAAGUUCAAUCAGCAUUGUUCAAUUUGGGGUGAAAAGUGUGAUGACCUCACAGCUGAAAGGGACCAACUUCUAUCUGUCAGGGAGCAACACCAGACAGAGAUCGAUCAGCUGAGAGUGCUCACAGAAAAGCAAGGCCGCGAAAUUUUGAACAGCCAGCAACUGGUCGAGGCGCUCUACACCGAAAGAACUGAGCUGAACCAAUCCAUCUGUGAUCUUAAAAAACAACUAGAGAUGAGGCAGAAGGAGGAGGUAUCGGCUGGUGUUGCGAAUUUCAGUCAGCAAAGUGGGCUUUUGGCUGAAAAUACAGAAAAACCAGACUCACCUGAGAAGCUGAGAGAUGGCGACCUCCCUGAGAGUCCAGCUGCAGAACCUCCAGCUGCUGAGGGUCAGACCAGAGGUUUCUGGCGCCCCUGUGCUGAACGCCUUCGGAAAAUAUGUGUGAGCGUUUGCCACACCGUUGCAAACGUACUCAUUUCUGGAGGUGUCCGAGUCUACACAUUUUUCAUGGACCGUUAGUGCACCUACUGCACACUAGAGUCUGGAGUUCCUUGUCCCAUUUAGACAGGACUAACUGACUCUGACCAGAUGUGGGUCUGACAGGGUCUCCUGACCAUGUCCUCUGGGGUUUAAUAUGGGUUUUCUCCGGGUGCUCCGGUUCCCCCACUAGCAUUCGCUUUAAAAAAAAAAAAUACAGAGAACAAUGUGGAGAAUUGAAGAGUUGGACAGCUGGACCCCCCCCAGCUGUCUGUGGAGGGGUAUCUUUGAUCGACAUCGUUCCCUGGGUUUUAACACGGGUUUUCUCUGGGUGCUCCGGUUCCCCCACUAGCAUUAGCUUAUAAAAAAAUACACAGAGAACAAUGUGGAGAAUUGAACAGUUGGAUAGUUGGACCCCCCAGCUGCUCCCCCUCUUAACUGGGGUCCCAUAGAUCUUUCAUGCUGCAUGAUGGGACCUCUGCUCCUCCGUCUACAAUCUACCAGCAUCUCCUUGGUCCCGGUGAUGUUCAGGUCCAGGUUGUUGGUCUUGCACCAUGAUGCCAGCAACUCACCACUGUGUCAUCCUGUGUCAGACUUUUACAAUUGCUUCGCUUCGGUGGUGUUUCGGGGAUGGAAGUCCAGGGAUUCCUCUUGGCCCUGGUUAUAACAGAUGGUUUGACCAGCAACCCACAAGUCUCCCUAAUGACUCUGGAACUCAGACUUAGGGACUUUCAGAAACAUUUUAAAAAUGGACCAUCACAGUGUUGUGAUGGUUUGGUAUGUGUGUGUGUGUGUGUGUGUGUGUGUGGGUAGGUGUGUGUGUGUGUGUGUGUGUGUGUGUGUAUGUGUGUGUGUGGGUAGGUGGGUGUGUGUGUGUGUGUGUGGGUAGGUGUGUGUGUGUGUGUGUGUCAUCUACGUCAGCUGGCUGACUGGUACCCUCAUCGCUGAGAGCAAACAAAACCCGCACAGCGAAGCCCCCCGUUUGCUUAACACUUCAAUCAUAGCACUUUUGCACUUAAAUAGGUCAUGUUGAAUUUGAGCUCCUGUCAGGUUUUGUUAAAUAGUCAUCAUAUAGUAACACCAGAGUUUAGAGCAGCACUUGAAGAGGCAGCGAUGUAAAGAACAGAGAAGCUUCGUGACUGAUGAAUCAUGAUCUGUCCCAUUUUACCUUUUUGUGAAUGUGCAACAUGUGUCAUCAUUAAUACAGUAGAGCUCACAGAGGGAGAACUGUGUGUGAUCAGCCAUCUUGUUUUUACAUUUCUGCUGUCGUGUAAUAAAUGUGUCCGCUCAUCCUUGAUGUAAAAGUGUGGGAGGUAGAGGACGUCCCAAAGCUUUCCUCCCAGAGUCCACUGCAAGCUUAAUGUGCAGAGUCAGUGCUGACGACAUCAUUUCAUUGACUAAAUAUAGAGACUGGACUGAUUUUACAUUUGUUUGACAGAGAAUGGAUGAAUUCAAUUCUCUUCUAAACAAAAACCAUGAUCUCUUCUGUAGUUAUUCUUGUUCUUAAACAUAACCAGAACUAAAAUAUUGCUGUCCUUGCAUUAACAAAUAUCAUAUCAUAAUAAUAUCAUAUCUGUGGUUUGCAGAAACAUAUAAUGCAAUUUUCAGUUGUUUUGUUACAUUUUUCCUGUCAGUCGUUUCCAGAAGUUCCAGAAAUGUUUCGUGGACCAUGAAACUUCACCCGACUUUCCAUCAGCUUUGGGGGGGAGGAGAUGAAGACUGGGUUUGACUCUUUUGGGGGAACUGCUCCUUUAAAAGGACAUUGCUAAUAGGGGGUUCUGACUUUUUUCUAAUAUCACCUGCUGACGUUACUAAUGACCUGAUCGAUAUAAAAUAAAAAGAAAGAAAAAAAAAGAAAAUA